Macadamia integrifolia is the source of this 4073-nucleotide messenger RNA. RefSeq names its product DIS3-like exonuclease 2. Gene Ontology annotation, molecular function: 3'-5'-RNA exonuclease activity; RNA binding. The transcript has 6 exons. Gene Ontology annotation, cellular component: P-body; exosome (RNase complex). The record is from RefSeq and is a predicted model, not a curated record. The annotation marks the transcript as partial. Lineage: Eukaryota; Viridiplantae; Streptophyta; Magnoliopsida; Proteales; Proteaceae.
UUUGGUGCUGAUGACUGUUCCGUGAUCUCUCAAUUGUAUUUACAGGCCAUAUCUUUAAAUUGCUUUGGUUCUUCCUAUAUUGUAAAUAACUUCAUUGACUCACUCUUUCAUAAUUUUGUUGCAGGAUCAAAUGAUAGUCCAGUUAGUGGAAUACGUAUGCAAGAAUCAAGAUGCUUGAUGAACAAUGAUAACUCAAAUCAUGUAACCUUAUCUAUGAAUGUGUCUUCAGCACAGUACUAUGGGUUGGAUGUUCAGACAUCACACGAUCAUGGACUUGCCACAGCGUCUGAUGUUACUUUCCAUUCUCUGCCAACAAUGCACAUCAACGGUGAGACAGCAGCAGUUGAGUUGGGAAGUACGCAGGAUGAGCAGAUGUUUCCACCUGACAUAGGGCUCACUGUGUUGUCUAAAUCAUGUCCGGAACUGAUCUGCAGUGAAGGAAAAAAUCAAUCAUUUUCAAAUAAAGAGGCUCUCUAUUUUCAUAAGAAUGAGGGUAACGCUGGUAUGCAGAGAAAUUAUUUCCCCCCUCACUGGUCAGUUGAGGCAGUUAAUGAGGCAAUAGAGAAGGGUGUCGCUUUUAAAGCAUCGUUUCGUGUGAAUGCUUAUAAUCGUCUUGAGGCUUACUGUACCAUUGAAGGUGUCCCAACAGAUAUCUUUAUCAGUGGAGUACCUAACCAAAAUAGAGCUGUCGAAGGAGACAUUGUAGCAAUUACAGUGGAUCCUCUGCCAUUUUGGAACAGGUUGAAGGGGUCAGUGGGCCAUUCCAACAAUUCUGUCUCCAUUGAUGAUUGUAAUUUGCUCCCAGAUGUUGUGGGUGGCCUGGGGGAGAACUGCAAAGGGAAAGAUAAGCUUGGUACUGAUUGUGAGGAUUCCUUCAAUGGAAAUGUUUUGCUUGUUCCAGAUAUGGGGUGUCAUGACCACGACAGGGCCUUUGCUUGUGAAGCUGUUAAUUCAGAGCUCAGAGUUGGCUCUAGGAGUUUUUAUAAUGGGUCAAAUGGGCAUUGUUCCUCUGCUUCAGGUCUGUCAAAAGUCGGUUGUUCCCCUGAGCUGAAUGAAGCGUCAAAUGCAGUAGGCAAGCUAUGUGCAAUGCUUAGUUUAUUCCCAUCCAAGCGGCCGACUGGUAGGGUUGUAGCUAUAGUUGAAAGCUCUCGUCGCCGUGAUGCUGUUGUGGGUUUCCUUGGUGUUAAGCAGUGGCUCAGCUUCAAGGAAUUAAACAAAAAGGAUGCUAAGAAGAACAAGAAUUCCAUGCCAUUCUCUAGUAGGGAAUACAUCAAGUUGACACCCAUCGAUCCAAGAUUUCCUAAAAUGAAUGUCUCUGUAAAAAGCUUGCCAGAUUGCAUCCAGGAAAGAUUGAGAGAUGGUGAUUCCAUGGUUGAGAUGGAAUUAGUUGCCGCAAGAAUUGCUGAUUGGAGGGAAGAAAGUUGUCUGCCUCAAGCACAUGUCAUGCAUAUUCUUGGACAUGGUGGAGAAAUUGAGUCACAGAUUGCUGCCAUUUUGUUUCAGUAUGCUAUUCGUCAUGAUGAUUUUUCUACGGAGUCACUUUCCUGCCUGCCAAAUGUUCCAUGGGUGGUGCCUGGGGAGGAAUUGGAAAGACGAAAGGAUCUUAGAAAUCUUUGCAUAUUUACUAUUGACCCUUCUAGCGCCCGUGAUCUUGAUGACGCUCUAUCAGUUGAGAAGUUAUCAAAUGACAUUUUCAGGGUGGGUGUCCACGUUGCUGAUGUAUCAUUUUUUGUCCUGCCAGACACAGCCUUGGACAUAGAAGCUCAAAUGAGAUGUACUAGUGUAUACCUUUUGCAACAUAAAAUACCAAUGUUGCCUCCGUUGCUUUCGGAGAACUUGGGCUCACUUGUACCUGGUGCAGAUAGACUUGCUUUUUCUAUUUUUUGGGACAUCGACCUUAGUGGGAACAUUUUGGAUCGUUGGAUUGGCCGUACUGUGAUUCGUUCAUGUUGCAAGCUCUCAUAUGAUCAUGUGCAGUACAUAAUUGAUGGAUCGAUCAAUGUUGAGAAUCUUAGAUCCGUAGAAAAUGGGUGGCCUGCAUUACAUGGUCAGUUUGGUUGGCAUGAUGUUUUUGGGUCUGUUAAAAUCCUUAAUAAAAUUUCUCAGACAUUGAAAGACAAUAGAUUCAAAGAUGGGGCUUUGCAUUUAGAAAACUCCGAACUUGUUCUCUUGUUUGAUGAGUGUGGAAUUCCAUAUGAUAGUAAGCUUUAUGAACGGAAGGAUUCCAACUUUCUUGUAGAGGAGUUCAUGCUCUUGGCAAAUAGGACAGCUGCUGAAGUCAUAUCUAGAGCUUUUCCUGAUUGUGCAUUAUUGCGUAGGCAUCCGGAACCUAAUUUACGGAAACUUAAAGAGUUUGAAGCAUUUUGGAGAAAGCAUGGUUUAGAAGUAGACAUUUCUUCUUCUGCCCAGCUUCAGCGUUCACUGUGGAAGAUCAGGGAAAAGCUUAAGGAUGAUCCUGUUUUAUUUGAUGUUCUCAUCUCAUACGCUUCUAAGCCGAUGCAGUUGGCUGCUUACUUCUGUACUGGAUAUUUAAAAGAUAAGGAAAAUGAAUGGGCUCAUUAUUCUUUGGCUGUCCCUCUCUACACUCAUUUCACGUCCUCAUUGCGUAGGUAUCCUGAUAUUGUGGUGCAUCGAACACUUACAGCAGCUAUUGAAGCUGAAGAUAUGUAUCUGAAGCAACAAAAGGUGCAGCAGCUUAAAUUAAUUAAGGGGAAGCAUAUCAAGCAGAAGUGUUUCACUGGUAUAUACUUUGACAAAGAUGCAGCAGAAUCCAAAGAUGGCCGUGAGGCAUUAUCAGCUGCAGCAUUAAUGUACAGAGUCCCCUGUACAGAAGUGCUUACAGAUGUUGCUGCUUAUUGCAAUGAGAGGAUGCUGGCUAGCCGGCAUGCUGAGGAUGCUGGUGAUAAACUCUACCUCUGGGUUCUUUUGAAGAAGAAAGAGACUUUAAUAUUAGAAGCCAAAGUCAUGGGUCUCGGUCCAAAAUUCAUGAAUAUCUACAUUCACAAGCUCGCUAUUGAGAGACGAAUUUACUAUGAUGAUGUUGAUGGCUUGACAGCUGAGUGGCUUGAGACAACAUCUACGUUGGUGCUUGAUUUAUGUAAAAACAGAAGACCCUACAAGAGAGGCAGUCCUGGCAAAUGCAAGGCACUUGAAGAUGUUAUGUGGGUCAUUAGCUCAUGUGACCUUAAACCUAACCAGUUUGCUUUUGAAAACAGCGUUCCCGAGGAAGGCACAAACCAAGGAGUAGGAGCUAUUCAUGUAGCAUCGGAGGAACAGGACCCUAGGUUCAAGUCUGGUAUUUCAGAUGCCAGUGAAAUUGAACCUGCCGUUUUUCCUAUUACAGUCCAGGUCUUUUCAACAGUCCCGGUCGUGAUGCUUGCAAUUGGAGGGGAUGAUGGACCACUUGACAUAGGGGCAAGGCUGUACAUGACCUCAUACUUUGGGUGACCCAGGGUUGGAGGAAUCUGGUAAUCUUUGUUAUGAGAGUAACGUGGUUUAUUUAUUAGUACUCAAGGGCGGAAAAAUGGGAAAUGCAGUUAUAUAUAGGAGGAAAAGUACUGUAGAUACUAUUAGCUGUAUAGUUCAUCUCCAGUCCAGGUGGGUGGUUUAAGUUGUGAAUAAGAUCUGGUGGGAGCCGUAGAUGUAAUGUAGGGUUAUGGCUUGGCUUUGGUUUUAGUGGCUUUUCUUUUAACUAAGCUGCUUUUGGAAAUUGGCCUUGUUUUUUUUGGUUGGCCAAUCCAAUCCAAUAUCACCUUGACUACUAUUGCCCAUUUCUGGCACGUGGAGUGCCAGAGCCAAACCCAUUAGUAGUAUUAAUGUCUUUGAACAGAAGCCCAAGUACUUUUCCUUGGCCUGUGUUAAUAGUUCAGUGUCUUGUAUUUGCGAAGAUUAUUUUUUGUGUAGCUCAAGUUGAAAUACACGGUUUUAGUUACUUCAAAAGAGGAAAAAAAAAAAGUGUUAAAAGUACCUUGGUGAGUAAAAUACUUAAGAGUUUCUGUUAUUAGAUACUACUAUGGAUUAUUCUGAGUAAUUAUUCCAUUAAUUGAAGUUUUAUUUUCAGCUCGAUUGCUAAA